Molecule: messenger RNA, 926 nt
Organism: Gryllus bimaculatus (two-spotted cricket)
Lineage: Eukaryota; Metazoa; Arthropoda; Insecta; Orthoptera; Gryllidae
Source: the annotation of a GenBank genome assembly
AUGCGCGGCAUCAUGGCCAUCUCGGACAUCGUGCACGACCCCGAGAAGGUGUGCGAGGCGGUGCGCGUCGGCCUGGCCGCCAAGCUCAUCGACCUCAUGCAGGACGAGGACCCCAGGGUGCGCGAACGCAGCUGCGCGGUGGCGGAGACGCUGGCCGGGUACUCGGUGGGGCGCGACGCCGUGCUGGCCGAGCCGUACACGGUGCCGGUGCUCAAGAUGCUGACCUUCGACCCGGUGACGGCGGUGCGCUUCCGAGCCGCGCUCACCCUGCGCAUCCUGGCGCGCUUCCGCCUCGGCCCCUACGACCUGGACGAGGCCGACCUGGCGCCCUUCCUCGUGCACCUGCUGCUGUGGGAGGUGGUGCACGAGAUCAUCGCCGUGCACCUCGCGGCGCUGCAGCUGUUACUGGAACUGGAUUCGACGAAGGAGAUUUGUAUUUACCAAGGAGCCUUCAACCCGUUGCAUGCCUUCAUGCAUAUGCAUCUAAUGCCUCAGGUGGCGGCUGGUGCGAUGGAGUGCAUGUCGCGGCUGGCGUCGUGCACGCUGGGCAAGCUAGUGGGCGACCAGCUGGGCAUCGUCAGCAGCCUGCAGAUCCGCCUCAUGCUGUGCGCGCCCGACCCAGACCUCUGCCGCAGCGCCGCCAUGCUCGUCAUGAACCUCACGCACACCACCCACGGCAAGCAGGCCGCCGUCUACAGCGGGCUGAUGGAGCCCCUCCUGGAGGUGGCGAAGCACCGCGCCAACCGCGGCGCGCAGCUGUGCUCGCUGCAGGCGCUCACCAACAUGGCGGAGAACAUGCAGUGCCGCGAGUUCCUGCUGGAGAUCGAGGACGACCUGGAGGAGCUGGAAGUGAGCGACGACGACACGGAAGGCGUGCGCCAGCGCCUGCUCGCCGUGGUGCGCUGGAAGCCCUGAGCCACUGCCCG